AUGGCGUUGGGGCCCUUGGGGCGAAUUGUUGUGCAAUUUGUUGCCGUCGCGGGUUCUUCCCUUGGUCGAGCAGUAGUCCGAGCCUACAAAGAUGCAGCGCGACAGGGCGCUGCUGCGGCCGGCAGCACUUCUAGCCGUUCAGCGCCUUUGACUCUGCGUCCUCGCAUGAGUGUUGACGAGGCUCGCAAGAUUUUGGGUUUUCCCUGCGGGCCGAACAGUCAGCUGCCCACUCGGGAGGAAGUAAUGGCUCGCUACAACCGCCUUUUUCAGAUCAAUGCACCCUCCGAGAACUUCGCAGGCUCCCCCUACCUCCAGAAACGCGUAGCCGUUGCACGGACUAUAAUGCUGGAGCAGUGCAGCGCCAAAGCACCAGAAGCUGGUGCAGGUUCGAAGGAAAGUAGAGGCGGAGGAUGA
This is a messenger RNA of Eimeria necatrix, 414 nucleotides long. Its product is annotated as mitochondria-associated granulocyte macrophage CSF signaling molecule, putative. Gene Ontology annotation, biological process: protein import into mitochondrial matrix. NCBI's taxonomy places the organism in Eukaryota, Apicomplexa, Conoidasida, Eucoccidiorida, Eimeriidae. The coding region runs from base 1 to 414 and encodes 137 amino acids. The record is from RefSeq and is a predicted model, not a curated record. Gene Ontology annotation, cellular component: TIM23 mitochondrial import inner membrane translocase complex. The transcript has 2 exons.